This is a messenger RNA of Bactrocera dorsalis (oriental fruit fly), 1310 nucleotides long. It is a transcript of the gene Pex2, whose product is annotated as peroxisome biogenesis factor 2. Gene Ontology annotation, cellular component: peroxisomal membrane. The transcript has 5 exons. Gene Ontology annotation, molecular function: zinc ion binding. The record is from RefSeq and is a predicted model, not a curated record. NCBI's taxonomy places the organism in Eukaryota, Metazoa, Arthropoda, Insecta, Diptera, Tephritidae. Gene Ontology annotation, biological process: protein import into peroxisome matrix. Bases 117 to 974 code for a protein of 285 amino acids.
GUUUUCACUAUAUUGUUUUACCAGUAUUUUUUCGCAUGUUUCAAAGGUGCAGAGUACAAGUUAAAUUUUUAAAAUAGUUUUAGAUAUAACUAUUACAGCUAUAAUUGAUUAAUCUUAUGAUUGAAAUGGUUGAAAGAAAUGUGUACGUUCCAAGAGUUAAUCAGAUUGAUGCCAUUCAUUUAAAUAAAGACAUUACACGAUUAAUACGUGAUAAUUUACUAGAAAAUUUGCAAGCUAUUUCACCCGCUUUGUUUGCGAAGAUACAACCGGAAUUAGACUUACUUGUUCAAUCAGCAAUUUGGUUUGGUUCAAUUGGUAAACAAGGUUCAACAUUUGGUCAACAAUUGCUUGUUCUUUCCUAUGAUUCAGAACGUUUAACUUUAUCCCGACUAUGUCUACAUUUUGCAUUAACGAUAAUACCAAGCUAUUUAAGAAAUUUGGACGAACGUCGUUUAACUGUACAAUCUGAAUGGUUACAUAAAGCAAUCGAAUGGGGAGAAAAUACAGCUCUUUUAUGUUCUGUGUUAAAUUUCUUUCGCUUUUUGAAGACCGGUCGCAAACCGACCAUUGUCGACUUUUUACUUGGUUUAGAUUAUAUAAGUUUACGGCAUAAUCAAAGGCGUGAUAUAGGCUACAAAUACCUCACGCGCGAAUUAUUGUGGGGUGGUUUCAUGGAAAUUUUGGGGCUCCUGCUACCGGUAAUUAAUUUUAGAAAAAUUCUGCGGUUUUUAAACAAUACUAUUAGAAGUAUGAAUACAAAAGAGGACAGGCGUAUGGCUAAUACCGAGGAAAAAGUCGUACUGAAAUCGAAUACUAUUUGCACUUAUUGUGAAGAAAGACCAACCAUACCACAUCACAUGAGUUGCGGUCACAUCUACUGCUAUUAUUGUUUGGCAGCCAAUAUUGCUACUGAUGCCAGUUUCAGUUGCACGAAAUGUGGUACAAGUAGUACGAAUGAAAUUCAUGUGCUGUAGCCGGAUUUAUUUCUAAUUGAUUGAAAUAAAAAAAGAUUAUGGCGAUGGAAAAAAUAUAUUUAUAUUUAAACUACUUGGAGCUUGUUUCGACAUUUUUGACGUCGCCAAAAAGAGAUAAUUAUACUUUAGCUUCAUUGCUUUACACCUAACGGAUACUGAAUUUAUUCGUGUACAUUUAUAAAAAAAUUUUAAAUAUUUUCAAAAAAUUAGUUAAGUAAGGGUAACUUCCAUUAUUAGUACAUUCUAUUAUUAUGAGCCGAAUAUUCGCUUGUGAAUAUUUAAAAUUGAAAUAAAUAAAAAGAUCGGUAAACCUUUUGAUCUUACCACUCCUUUUAA